CACUCCCUAUCGCGCUGCUGUGUCGUCCUAGCAGACAGCCACAGUCGGCUUUUUAUACCGCGAAACAGGAGGGUUGCAUCAACGGCCACGCGCUUUCCAAACCAAUAACAAAACCUGUUUCGACUUGUUCGAAUACAAACUGCAAAAGUGCACCACAUUACGCAAAGCCAAGUGCAACAUUACUUUCUGUUAUUGUGUUGAUAUAGUCUUUCGACUGCCCAUUGAAAAUGGACGUAGAAGCUACAUUGAGCAGUUAUGUAAAAAUUGGAAGUUUAAAAACAUCAGACCUUAGUUUCUUUUAUGGUUAUUAUAAACAAAUUGCCAGAAGUUUUCAAACUACUUCCUUGCAUUUGGCUAUUGAACUUUUAAAAUCUGACAGUUCUGCCCACACGGAGUUUGGCAUUGAAUGGCUAAGAAAUAUGUUUAUUAGUCAGUGAGAUACCCCUUACAAGUAAAGAGAAAUAAUGGAAAAACUUUUGCAUUUAAUGGGUAACAAAGAUAAAACUGUAAAAAAUGCUCUGGAAGUGCUUUGCAGAAUGGCAAAUGAUGAGACGGAACGUCAAUAUCUGCAACAACAUGCUUGCUUUUUAAGGAGUUUUCUUGAGAGAAUUGACAAUUUACAAUUUGAUGAAGUAUCUAUGUUAUAUCAUUUACCAUGUACUCAUUCACAACUUAUAGCAGAUACUCUGAAUGGUGAUUUAACUAUUAUUAUGCAAAAACAACUAUGUAGCUCUAAAGUGGUAACAAAAUGUAAAGGUGUCCUGGGCGCUGUUAUGGCUAUCAAACACUUAUCUGAAAGUGCAGAAACAAGUGAUGAAUUGAUUGCUUUACUUAAAAAAACAUUGAUUAGUUUAAAAGAUUGUACAAAAUUGCAGGGUCUUAAAGCAACAGCUCAUUCAAUUGAUCAGAAAUUUUUAAGUGAAAUCUCAAAUCUUUUUGAAGAUGAUCUUAUAAAUAAUGUUUUGAUUGAUUCUUUACCCUCCAGUGGAGAUAAAGAACCAAAAUAUGGUCUCAACGAUCCAUCUGCAUUAGAUGAGUUUUGUUGUGCUUCAUUUGGAUCUGGUAAAGUUGGAGCUAUAGUACCAGCAUCUUUCAAACUAUUAAGAACUUGCUGCUCACGUCUAAGUGGUUCUCUUGAAAGUAUUAAUGCUAUUUUGGGUACUCCAGUGUUGCUACCUACUGAUAUGGAUAUGCCCGAGCCAACAAUAGCUGAUUAUAUGAUUAACUGUAUCAAUUGGUUUAGAGAACUCAUCGGAGCUUUUGUAACUCAAAAAGAGGCAUUAUUACAGGGACAGGUCGUUAAGAUCUUAGAAGCCCUGAUGAACUUGCAAGGGGAAUUUGUAGCUAUGGUGUCAAUGAUAGACGCUCACUAUAAGCCACCACUUUGCUAUUUCCAUCAUUUUCCUAAUCCUGAGUUCAACAGAAUCAAAUUGAAAGGAGGUAAAAAAGGAGGAAAGAAAAAAGCUAAAGAAGAUGCAACUAAGACUGAGGAUAAAGAUGAAUCCACGAUGAAUAAGUCUAUUGUACUUCUAGAAUUUGAGAGUUGGGAAGCAGGAUCUGAAAUGACUGUAAAAAAUCCCGCUUUCUUUCGGUAGAUGGACACAAAAAUUAUUCAUCUUUUUGACCCCCCUACUGAUUCACAAGAAAGUGAAGAAGUAGACGUUAACAUAACAACGUCUCAAGUAUGUUUUAUUAUAAAAGAACUGAUAAAUAUGUUUCAUCAUCAAGCUUCUGAAAGGUUGAUCAAAGACUUGAUUCUUCUGAUAUCAAAGAUUUGUUUUAAGUUUCAACAAAUUGUUCCGGAUUCACGUGUAAACUCUGAUGAUGACUCUAUCAAUGACUAUGCUCAUCAAAAAGAAGCUGCACGAUUAUUUUUAUGCUUAUUCAAAGUUGUACUAAGUUGGAAAGAAUUUCAAAAUUCCAAACAUAACAAUCUACUACGCGAUGGUCUCAGAUGUUUUGCCGCGAUGGCCAAUGAAUCAAAUAUUAAUCUAAUAACUUCUAAGGACCUUGUCUCCGAAUCAUACAAUUAUUUUGAAUCAUUGUCAGAUAUUGCUACGCACGUUUCGAUAGCAGUAGCUGUAGUGAAUAUGCGUAAAUGCCUCAUGAAACAUUUCUCUAGUUUUACCAGUGAAUCGAAAGAAAGAUAAGCAAAAAUGGCUUAUGGUUAUUUGUGUCUGGAGUGGCACAAUGAUGGUCAUGGUUCUCAGUAUAGAGCAGCUAUCAAAGAACUGAUAAGAACAUGGAUUAGUAAUGAGCCCGAUCCAUUGAAAACUGUUAUAUCGGUCAUGGAAUGGUUACCUAAUGAAGCAAGAGAGCUCCAAUGGCCAGCAUUUUGCUUAACUCGGCUGCCAUCUGUCAGUAAAUCAAUUUUCCAUUUGUUAUUAAAAGAAUUAUUUAUUGGCAUCAUUAAAGGAAUUGACAUUUCUUUGGAAGCUGCCGAAAGGGAUCCAGAAAGGAUACAAGAGUGGCAGGAUUCAGCCAUAUGUUUAGAUAACAUUGCAAACAUCGUUAAAACUUCAAACAAUGUUUAUUUGUUACUCUUCCUUCGAUACACUGCAAUGUUGUACCAACCCCUAUUGACUGCUGGCAUGAAAAUUUUAGAAGCAAAUGUAAAAUACCAGCCAGAAGAGGUACUGAAUGUAAUCAAAUUGUAUCAAAGAUCUGGUCGAUUUUUGAGGGAUAUUUUUUGUACUGCAAGAAAAGAAAAAAAUGUUACUCUCUUGAAAUUAAUUCCUGAGGCAAAAUCCAGACGAGAAAAAUUCAUUUAUCGCGUGAAAGGGAUGUUAACUGCCAAUAAUUCUAUCGGUGCCUUUUGGAUGGGCAAUUUAUUGAAUAAAGAUUUGGACGGGGAAGAACUUAGUUCUCAGUCUACCGAUGAUGUGUCCGAGGUAGCAGAUGAAACCCCAGAAGAAAAUUCGAAUGAUGGCCACAAUUCCGAGGUUUUUAAUAGUGGUUCCGACGAUGACAUCGGUAUGGACGAAGAUUAAAAUGUACUUCAUGUAAAACUUUUAAUUCUAGUUAAGUUGUACAGCAUUAGCUUUGUGAUUUUCCAUGUGAGUGUCAAGUCAAUUUUUGUUUGUGUAGUUCACAAAUUAAAUGUUGUCUCUA
Trichogramma pretiosum is the source of this 3111-nucleotide messenger RNA. Its product is annotated as Fanconi anemia group D2 protein-like. Gene Ontology annotation, molecular function: DNA polymerase binding. The record is from RefSeq and is a predicted model, not a curated record. Gene Ontology annotation, biological process: double-strand break repair involved in meiotic recombination; interstrand cross-link repair; mitotic intra-S DNA damage checkpoint signaling. Gene Ontology annotation, cellular component: nucleus; condensed chromosome. NCBI's taxonomy places the organism in Eukaryota, Metazoa, Arthropoda, Insecta, Hymenoptera, Trichogrammatidae.